GGCCGUUGCUGUGUUUUCCUCGAUUGUUCCACGGCCGCUACCGACUUUCCUAAGCGACGUUCAGCGACGGCCUUUUGGCAACGACGAGAACGAUCGCCGGCACCAUCGAGAUCCUGCCGACCAUUAUCCUCCCGCCCGUCUCCCUGAUGGGAGCUAGGCUUAUCUCGUCAUGACGUCGAAUGGCGUGCCCGUUAACCAGCCGCCCGACCCGACCCUCGACGCCGUAAUGGAUGGCCUCCCCGAACCCUUUCCGGCGCCCGACCCGACUCGGUUUCCAAAUACGCGGCGCCGGAUAUCGUCCUCGGCUACGAAGGGCUUUCGAACGAACCCCCCAGACUCGCAGACUUCCGAUCCUGACACAUGCCGCAUAUGCAGGGGAGAGGGCUCAGAAGACGAGCCGCUCUUCUUCCCCUGCAAAUGCAGCGGGAGCAUCAAGUAUGUCCACCAGGACUGCUUGAUGGAGUGGCUUUCACACUCGCAGAAGAAGCACUGCGAGCUGUGUAAGACCUCUUUCCGCUUCACCAAGCUUUACGAUCCCAACAUGCCGAAAUCCCUACCAGUCCAUGUGUUUCUCCGGCACACAGCCAAGUAUCUGCUCCGCAACCUGCUUGUCUGGAUGAGGGCUGCAUUGGUCGCCAACGUUUGGUUGGUUUGGUUGCCCUAUUUGAUGCGCACCAUAUGGUCGUUUCUGUUCUGGAUCAGCGACGAGGGGCUGGGCGGGAAGGCGGUCGUCUCCGGAGUGGGUAGUGGCGAGUUUGACUUGAUUGCUGGAGCCUCGCACAACUCCAACGUGUGCCCCUCCAGUCCGCUAUUUGCGGCGACUACCACCGUCGCCUCGAUUGGGGGUGUGAUCGACAACCUCCCGCCGGAAUCCGCAAGGUUGGUCAAGGGCCUAUAUGGCAUCAAGCUGACAUCCAGCGACCCCAUCUAUUCCGCCAUCCUGCGACUAUUCUUCGGCCCCGUGGCCACCAGAGACAAGCCCGCUGUCGGUUUAAACGCGACUGGGGCCGCGCCGACGCCGAGCUUAUAUCACAAGUCCCUGCUCAGCGACGUCGACUUUCUCCGCAACCUAACGCGACAUCCGUCCAUCAACCGGGCGGUCAUUCACGUGCUGGAGGGCCAGAUCAUCACCAUCCUAGUCAUAGUGUGCUUUAUCCUUAUCAUCUUGGUUCGAGACUACGUUGUACAGCAGCAGCCCGAGAUCAACAUGCGUGCCGCCUUCGCCGCGGUUGAGAACCCGGUGCAACCCGCGGCUGUGGAGCCGGCCAACGCUGAAGUCCAGGCCGAAGCGGAACCAGAUGACGAACAGUUUGAGGAUGUUCUAGACGAGACGACAUAUGCUUUCGACGAUACAAACAGCGAGACUGCGGACGAAGAUCUGAGGGCCACCCUCCGCGACCGUCUCCCUGACGAACCGGCCGAAUCCUCUUCACGGCCGAUGUCCCCAAAUCUCGUGCCACCGACUAUCCCGGCCCAAGGAAAUGACAUGCAAGGACUUGAUCGGACGACAAUACAAGAGUACCUCGACAUAUACCGCGAGGCGGGCGGUAACCUGGAAGAGGUUUUGAGGAUCGCGCGGGAGCGCAACCUCGAGGUCAAGUUGGACCAUUGGAUGCGGUUGACCAGAUCUAUGAUGGCACGCCAGCGAGACAACGACGCAGUCAGAACUGACCAGGCUGAGCCUUCGGGAUCAGUAGCCCUGCGUGAAGAGAAGUCGGAUACCAAUCCGUUCGGUCCACUAGUCGACGAGUCAGAGACAAGCGAGGAAAACAACUCCAAGGGGAAAGAGAUACUGGUAGAAGAUGCAGAAGACACCUGGGGCCAGCCGAUGGGCCUCCCCUUGCGGCCGAGGGCGCAUACUGACGGCCCUUUGAUCAAUAACACAGUCAACCCCUUUGCAAACAACAACUGGUCCUUUACAGACCUACCUCCAGACCCCCCAUCUCGAGAUUCGGUGGUUCCCGAAUCUGGGAUUCAAAGGCCGUCCGAACACGCCUUCCCAGCUUGGGAGGCACCAGAAUCCUCAAGCGACGCGACCGCACCUCGCGACCGCGGGGCCUCAACCGAUGAUUCUUCGCAGGCCCUGCCCGUUGGCCCCGAUUCUCCAAACCGAGCGGACGCGCAGCCAGUGCCCCAAGCCCCCAAUGCACGGGGCCCCGCAGGUUUCAUAGGCCGGAUUGCCGAUUUUAUGUGGCGGCAGGUUGACGCUAUUGAUCCAGAUGACCUUGCUCCUGUUGAUUUCCUUGGCGAUUUUGCCGAAGAUGAACCCGAGGAGGAAGUCGUGGAAAACGCGCCGGCCAACGAAGCGGGGCAGGAUCGGCAAGGUGCCGAUGCAGCGGGUGGACUCGACGCCGAAGCGAUUGAAGAUGCGGAGGACCUGGAAGGCAUUUUGGAGCUUCUCGGGAUGCGCGGCCCGGUCGCCGGCCUGUUCCAGAAUGCCAUAUUCUGCGCAUUUCUCGUCAGUAUCACCAUCUUCGUCGGCGUCUUCAUCCCGUACAACAUCGGCCGCGUCACGAUAUGGGGACUUGCCAACCCCAUGCGCAUCGCUCGGAUGCUCUUUAGCCUCUCCAAGUUUCUCCAGGACUGCCUUCUGCUAUUCUUAGGCUUGGCAUCCUCGACCAUCUCCGAGUCAUUCUACUUGCUGAGCCGGGCGCUGUGGCUGUCGUCCGUCGCCGACUACUCGCUGAGGGCCGUCAAUGCGUCGUGGUUUAUGGCGCUCGGCGCUGCAAACAGGAUCGGGGCCGGCUUCGUGACUGAGUUGCCCCUGAUAUCUGCAUCGGAAGUGCGCAAUUUCUCUGCCAUCAGCCACGCUGCGUUGUUCGUGCUGAAGGACCGCAUCGUCCUGGCCUUGUCAAGCUUGUGGCACUUCGUUGAGUUCUUCUUCGGAGGCGACUAUACCGUCAAAGGUGCGGAAGCAUAUGCCGCAGCCGCAAAAAUACUAGUGUUUGUGAAGCGAUUGUUACCAACCGUCUUCAAUCCGACUUCGUGGGUUCUCAAUUUCGACCUGCCCAAAAAUACGGACACGAUCAAUCACGAGCUUGCCUACUGGGCCGGCAUGGACAGGUUCUGGGCCACGCUCGCGGGGUACAUCGCCAUCUCGCUCAUGGCCGCGCUCUAUCUGCGGCGAGGUGCUCCCCUUUCUACCACCCAGGCAGCGCAAGAGUGGGAAGCGUCCAUCAUUGACGGACUCAACCAAGCAAGCGGGGUCAUGAAGGUCAUUCUCAUCAUCAGCAUUGAGAUGCUCGUCUUUCCCCUCUACUGCGGCAUGCUUCUCGACGUCGCUCUGCUCCCGCUCUUCGAACACACGACGCUCAAAUCCCGCCUUCUCUUCACCCUCAACUACCCGGUCACAUCCAUAUUUGUGCACUGGUUCAUUGGCACCGGCUACAUGUUCCACUUUGCGCUCUUUGUGUCCAUGUGCCGCAAGAUUAUGCGCAAGGGCGUGCUCUACUUCAUCCGCGAUCCGGAUGACCCCGAGUUUCAUCCGGUGCGGGACGUGCUGGAGCGUAACGUAACGACGCAGCUGCGUAAGAUAUUGUUUUCGGCGUUCGUCUACGGCGCUCUGGUUGUCGUCUGUCUCGGUGGCGUCGUAUGGGGCUUGUCUGUGUCCCUUCCGGUCUUACCGAUUCACUACUCGUCCAACGAGCCGGUGCUCGAGUUUCCGAUCGACCUGCUGUUUUACAACUUCCUAAUGCCGUUCGCCGUCAAGUUCUUCAAGCCAAGCCGCAGGCUCCAUGCCAUGUAUACCUGGUGGUUCCGCCGGUGCGCUCGAGCUCUGCGGAUCACGUGGUUUCUCUUCGGCGAGCGGCGGGUCGAUGAGGAGGGCCAGCUCAUACUACCCCAGGAUUCGCCUGAUCGCAACCUUCCAUUCUGGAGACGGUGGUUCCUCGAGGUUGACAGCAACGGCCGCGUUGUGGCAAGGUCGUGGCGCGGUAUUCUUCAAGGCGGCACGGAGAAGAGUUUGGCAACGAAAAAGGAACGCAUUCCACGGAAAGAGAGCUUAAUUCGGUCCGGUCAGCUCAUCCCCGAUGGACGGUUCGUCCGGACGCCCGCGUCCGACCAGGUCAAGAUUCCGAAAGGCGCCGCGGUGUUUCUCGACGUGGACGAGAACAACAAGAGACUAGACAAACUGCCCGAAACAGACAUCUACUCGACCAAACAGUACCAGCUCGUCUAUGUGCCACCCCACUUCCGGUUCCGUAUCUUCCUCUUCAUCCUCCUCAUCUGGAUUUUUGCCGCCGUUACGGGUGUCUCCAUCACUAUAAUUCCACUCGUCUUUGGCCGAUGGAUGCUCAAGCAGCUGAUCCCGCCGCACAUUCGCACCAAUGACAUCUACGCCUUUAGCAUCGGCAUUCAUAUUCUCGGCUCCGCGUCGUACGCGCUGUUCCGCGUACGGGCCAUCUACAGCACUAAGAAUUAUCUGGCAGCGGCCCUGGGAGCCCUCGGCCAUCGCGAUGUGUUCCGGAGAACGUGGCAUGCAGUUAGCCGCGCUGCCCGGGUCGCCUUUACCUACUUCUUUACCCUGGUGGUGUUUCCGCUCCUCGCCGCGUCGCUGUUGGAGCUUUACGCCCUUGUUCCUCUCAACGAGGUGAUGUACGGGAGUGUGCUCAGGCCUGGCUUCCCAAACUCGGUCGCUGCCGGAAGCGUCAAGCCUACAGUUCCGACGCAUACCAUCCGCGUGGUCCAGACCUGGACGCUCGGCCUUCUCUACCUGAAGCUGGCCAUGCGCAUCACCAACACGGUGUUCAGGGGCUCACGUGUCUCUAACGCGGCAAGAGCCGUGAUUCGACGCGGGUGGCUGGACCCAGAUGUCUCGAUCCUCACACGGGUGUUCGUCAUCCCCGGUCUGACGAUAUGGCUAGUUGCCGUGGCGACGCCAUUGCUUCUGGCCAAGACCGUCAUCGCCAACGGCUUCGCGCACACUUUGAUCAGGAACUUCGUCACGGGUCCGGUUCAUGAACCGCCCGAUCAGGCACUGUACGACGUGUUCGUGGUGCUGAUAUACCGCAUGAGCUUUCCGUUCGUAGCGUUCGUCAUCCUCGGCGGCCUAUCCCUGUGGAGCAUGCUUGGCGUCUUUCGAAGCUGGCAGGUGCGGAUCCGGGACGAGGCCUAUCUGAUCGGCGAAAGGCUCCACAACUUUGGCGGGACAAACGCGUUCCGGGACCGGGCCGUGUGGAGACAUGGCCGACGAAGAAUUUGACUCGACACUGCAGCGCUCGCUUGUUUUGGUGUUAUGCUGGCCUGCUUCCUAGUUUUAUUUCAAGAUGAACCAAGCUUUUCGUUUCAAGUUCCGGUUUCAAGGUUGCCCAACUUCUCUCCCAAAUCGCAGAUUCGGCGUUAUCGGUGUCACCAAGGUCAUGUCUGGGAUGAUUUCUGGA
Molecule: messenger RNA, 5378 nt
Organism: Thermothelomyces thermophilus ATCC 42464
Lineage: Eukaryota; Fungi; Ascomycota; Sordariomycetes; Sordariales; Chaetomiaceae
Exons: 1
Coding region: 170-5200 (1676 amino acids)
Cellular component (GO): endoplasmic reticulum membrane
Molecular function (GO): zinc ion binding
Source: RefSeq, a predicted model, not a curated record